Molecule: messenger RNA, 1029 nt
Organism: Actinia tenebrosa (Australian red waratah sea anemone)
Lineage: Eukaryota; Metazoa; Cnidaria; Anthozoa; Actiniaria; Actiniidae
Source: RefSeq, a predicted model, not a curated record
UUGUUACAGUACACGGCUUCAGCAUACGUUGUAUUACAGUUAGGUCCAAUUAGUCGAAUAAGUAAAGUACGUAGGCAAAAUAAUGUCGUUGGUAAAAAAUAUACCUAAAUUAAGUUUUCUGUACUAUUAUUUGGUCGGCAUGGUAUGGUCAUCUGUAGAAGGCAACGAUUGCAGGCAAGUAUCAUUCAACCUGGCUCAAGCCAACAGGAUGUUAACCAACCACGUGAUUAGUAACCAUACAGUCGAGAACAACCAUAUGUGUCGCAUUCAGUGUUACGUUAACCCUAACUGUGUGUCUUACCACCUUGGUCCUUCACCAACACCUGGAAUGAUGGUCUGUCAACUGAACGACGCUGAUCGUUACCAACACCCACAAGAUUACCAGGAAAAACCAGGAUACUUUUACGGAAGUUGGAAACAGAACAUGUGUCAAAGUAGCCCGUGUCAUGUCAACGCUACUUGUCAACACGGCUUUACUGAAAAACGAUAUCGAUGUAUCUGCCCGCUGGAAUUAACAGGAGAACACUGUGAAAAAGAAAAAUUCGUUUUGCGGAUCAAAGUAGAAUCCAGAGGAAAAAAUAACUAUGCUGGAUCACAAAGAUCAGCAAAGCUCGUUGUUAAUGGGACUGAUUACAACUCCUACGGUAGAGGACACAAUCUAGCUGCUUUUCGCAUGAACGGUGAAUUUAUUUCAAAGGCGUCAUUUGACACCCAUGGAAAGGCACAAGCAGGGGCAGAUAUGAGCACCUACAUCAAUAGUCUGCCAGAUAAUAGCAUAGUUCUUGUGGCAGUAGAGGACAGCGGUCAUAAUCAUGUCAGGGAUGCGCAUCAGGCACUUAUGAGUAUCGGUGCCAAGCCUCCUCUUGAGCCGAACGGUCUUCGCGCAAGUUGGUGUUUGAUUGGUCACAAGGGAGGAUACCGUCCGUGGAUUGCACAAGACCAGAAAAAUGCCACUGAUGUAAUUGCUCAAGUCUCUGCCAAGAUAUACCCAGACCCCUGAAUCAACGUUCGCUGCGAAUUUUCAAAAAU